AUGUCCGAUGAAGAACGUGUAACGAAGCCCUUCAAGUUCGUCACUGGUGUCGACGCUCGAUUCCCUAACCAGAACCAGACCAAGCACUGCUGGCAGAACUACGUCGACUACCAUAAGUGCAUCAACGCCAAGGGCGAGGACUUUGCCCCGUGCCGUCAGUUCUUCCUCGCAUACCGAUCUCUAUGCCCGAGCGGAUGGUACCAACGAUGGGAUGAGCAGCGAGAGGCUGGAAACUUCCCCGCCAAGUUGGAUGCUUAA
This is a messenger RNA of Daldinia childiae, 258 nucleotides long. Its product is annotated as Cytochrome c oxidase subunit 6B. The coding region runs from base 1 to 258 and encodes 85 amino acids. The record is from RefSeq and is a predicted model, not a curated record. NCBI's taxonomy places the organism in Eukaryota, Fungi, Ascomycota, Sordariomycetes, Xylariales, Hypoxylaceae. Gene Ontology annotation, cellular component: respiratory chain complex IV; mitochondrion. The transcript has 4 exons.